UGUGAACGGAAAUCAGACCGGUCGUCCUCUGAGCUGAGCUUUCAGUCGCCCUUCAGCAGAGAAAGAUUGCGUUUCUUGCCAAACACCCGGUCCCAACAUUAAACCAUGGCGGCGACAAUUGCACGGAAAGCUAUUGACCAUCUGAAGAGCAAAGAGUUCAGGGAUUAUUUGACAAGCACCCAUUUCUGGGGACCUGUCGCAAACUGGGGUCUUCCCAUAGCCGCCAUCACAGAUAUGAAGAAGAGCCCUGAGAUUAUCAGUGGCAGGAUGACCUUCGCUCUGACCUGCUACUCACUGCUCUUCAUGAGGUUCGCCUGCAAGGUUCAGCCACGCAACUGGCUUCUGUUUGCUUGCCAUUUGACCAAUGAGUCAGCACAACUAAUCCAGGGAGGUCGUCUCAUCAAAUACAAGAUGGAGAAGAAGAAGCAAUCGUAGUGGCAGAGUGGAGCUGAUGCAGAGCGAUCGCUGUGGAACUCUGCUGCUUCAACACUCACGUAAACCUGGAUAUCAAAAAUCAAAAGCAUCCAAACAUCUUAUCUAAUCUAAACAGUGGCACUUUCACCAUGUUUUUUAACCUAUUGUUACAGUGGUUGCUCACCCUCAUGAAUUUUUCAUUCACUUUUAAUACACAGAGAGAGAGAAAAGCAGAUGCUUUUCCUCCAAGAAGAUAGGUCAACUGCUGUGUUUUUUUAGGGGGGGGAUUGCAACAUUCAAUUUCAACACACAUAGACAAACAGAAAUAUGAUGUGGCGAAUGUAUACUCUGCUAAAUAGCGUGAUAAUUUGCUGCCUUGUACAAUUUAGUCAUCAUUCAUCUCAUUUAAGGUCAUGGGAAUUGUUAUUUUUAUGUUAUGCUGUAAAAAUAAAACCGUGUCUCUAGAGCUUCCAAUUCGACACGGUUUGAUGAAAGUAUAAUAAUUAAGACUCUCUGAUUAGGUCAGUGCUGACCAAACUGUACUGUGUGUCAUCAUAUGUAGUCCACAAUAAUUUAUUGCCAUUGUUUGAUCUAAAUAAUUCUUUCCUGAUAAAUGAUUCUUUGGGUUUGUUCAAAUAAACUGUCUAAAAGAAACUCAAACAUAA
Molecule: messenger RNA, 1079 nt
Organism: Gasterosteus aculeatus aculeatus (three-spined stickleback)
Lineage: Eukaryota; Metazoa; Chordata; Actinopteri; Perciformes; Gasterosteidae
Gene: mpc1
Product: mitochondrial pyruvate carrier 1
Biological process (GO): pyruvate import into mitochondria
Cellular component (GO): mitochondrial inner membrane
Source: RefSeq, a predicted model, not a curated record